Messenger RNA from Colias croceus (clouded yellow), 1834 nucleotides. Its product is annotated as death domain-associated protein 6-like. Gene Ontology annotation, molecular function: histone binding. The transcript has 6 exons. The record is from RefSeq and is a predicted model, not a curated record. Lineage: Eukaryota; Metazoa; Arthropoda; Insecta; Lepidoptera; Pieridae. The coding region runs from base 130 to 1803 and encodes 557 amino acids.
GUCAACUGUUUAAUAAAUCACAUAUCAGUAUCAAAAUUACAAAUAAACUUUCAAAUUUGUAUUAUUCUUAGAUCGUAUUUUUCUUAUUUAUUUGUAAUUUAAAACUCAUGCACCUUGUGAAGAGAAGAAAUGAACUGUGAUAUCGUUGAUUUGUCCCAAGAAUCGCCUGAUGAUGAUUGUGAGAUUCUGGUGGAUAAUAACUGUAGUCUUGCAUUUUUAAAUAUUAAUUUAGAAUCAGAAGAUAUUGUACCUGAAAUAGCAGAUAUAAUAAAACAAUGUCUAAAAAUAGAAAAUACUACGGGGAUGGUGAGAGUAAUCAAGAGAUCUCUGAUGAGAGUAUAUUAUGAAGCAUGCCCAAAUUAUAUAAAAUCAAUACAAUUUAAAAAUGUAGUCAAAAAUACCUCAUGUUUAAUAGAACAAGAACCACAUAUGAAAUUUUUUCAUAUAAAGUGUUUGUGUGAGACAUUGAAAUUAAAUAAAAAAAAGAAAAGAGUUAACUUGAUACCUUUAGGACCCUGUACUAAGAGAAAAUCACAAUCUGUGAAUAAUAAUGUUAAAAAGAAAAAAAUUGAAAUUAUUGAUUUAGAUGAUAUUGAAGAUGAAGAGAUACCAAAGGAAAAGGAAGUUACGCUUACUGAAGAAAAAGAAACUGAAUGCUUAGAUAAUAAAAUAGAAAUAGAAAUUUUUAUACCUCCCAAUGAAGGAAUGCAUGUAUCGUGGAUGGAUCAACAAAGAGUACCAGAAUAUCAAAAUAAUCACUUCUUUGAGGUGCCUAUUGAAAAUGAUGAUGAAAAUAUUAGAAAUGAAGAUCCAAAAUUGCUUGUAGUUCAAAGGACUGAACAAGUUGACCCUGAACAAGUAAAACAAUCAAAAAUUAAGAUGCUUGAAUCUGAAAUAGCGGAAUUGAAAGGUCUGAUUGAUCAACUGGAUGAAGAAGUGGUUGAUAAUAAUUCAAUCUUUUCACCGUAUGUGCAAAGUGAAGCGUAUAAAAAGCGAGUAGUGAAGUUGUACCAAGAGUUAUGUGAACUCACAGACUCGCAACCUGUCAAGAGACAUGAGAUUCACAUAACAGUUUCCAAGGGUUUUUCUGAGGGACCGGCGAGAAUCCUUGAAAAUUUGCUAAAUAAUAAUCUGAAAAGUAAUGGAUACCCCCCGUUUCCCACUUUUAUGGAAGUAAGGAAAUGUGUGGAAAUCGCCAAUAACAAAUAUAAUCUUGGUUGGAAACCAGUUAAAAAAUUUCAGGAAGCUUCAGCACUAUUCGCGCAAUGCGGUCGCGCGCUACAAAAGUUGCGGCAACAGCGAGAGUGGGGCCACUUGUUGUCGCGGGUCAAACGGGAGAAUUGCGAAGAUCCCGCUGAUACGGAUGAAGCGCUACGGGCGAGGCUGGAUGCUAAUAAGGAAAUUGCGAAACGGAGGGAAAAUGAGAUUUUUGAUAGAUACGCUUCACUCGAGAACGAAUUAGCCGCAGGCAAUAUUACCACGCAAAGUGUUCAAAAUGUAAACGGUACAUCACAAAAUAGCUCAGUGGCGAUGGAGCCUAGUGAUGAAAGUGAUAGUGAUAGUGACAUAGUGUGGGAUGAUGAUAUUGAUGGUGAAAUGUUCCAACCUAUUCCUAUUAAAAAAGAAAUUAUCGACAAUAAACAAGAUAGUGCUAUAGUGAAAGAGGAAAGUAAAGUAAAUAAUGAAGACAUCACUAAUUUGUUGCAUGAACUUGGUGAUGAUUUUACAACUAAAAUAAUAGAUAUCGAAGAUCCGUUUCUUGUUGUUGAGAUUUCUGAUAGUUCAGAUGAUGAAGUUUUAUAGCAUUAUGUGAAAAUAUAUUAUUUCUGUUUUA